Fragaria vesca subsp. vesca is the source of this 3574-nucleotide messenger RNA. RefSeq lists its product as uncharacterized. Lineage: Eukaryota; Viridiplantae; Streptophyta; Magnoliopsida; Rosales; Rosaceae. The transcript has 12 exons. Gene Ontology annotation, biological process: RNA export from nucleus; post-transcriptional tethering of RNA polymerase II gene DNA at nuclear periphery; protein import into nucleus. The record is from RefSeq and is a predicted model, not a curated record. Gene Ontology annotation, cellular component: nuclear pore cytoplasmic filaments; nuclear pore. Gene Ontology annotation, molecular function: structural constituent of nuclear pore. The coding region runs from base 137 to 3235 and encodes 1032 amino acids.
CCCCUUCUCCGAUCUCACAACCUCCGCAAGCCUCAGAUCGCCGCCGCUUCCCUACUUCGCCGCUCCAUCUCCUCUUUCAGGUUGAGAUCGACGAGUUGUAGCUGAUUUCUGAGAUACAGAAUCGCCGGGAGAUAAGAUGUUUGGUGCUUCUUCCAGCCCUUUUGGGCAGUCAUCUAACAGCCCGUUUGGGUCCCAAUCGGUGUUUGGGCAAAGCAGCAACACAAGUAACAAUCCUUUUUCUCCCCAGCCCUUUGGUAGCACCAACACAUUUGGUGCCCAAACAGGGAGUUCUUUAUUUGGUGGAACUUCAACUGGCGUAUUUGGUCAAACCCAAUCCUCGCCUUUUGGUGCUUCAUCUUCGCCAGCUUUUGGACAGCAGAGUUCUCCAUUUGGAGCAGCUUCUACUCCAGCAUUCGGUGCGUCGUCUACUCAAACAAGUCCAUUUGGUGGACCAUCCAGUACGUCUGUUUUUGGUCAGAAGCCUGCUUUUGGAGCAUUUGGGUCGAGUCCUGCUCAAACAAGUCUAUUUGGGAGCACAGCUCAACCAUCACAACCAGCAUUCGGAAGCAAUAUGUUUGGUAACACCUCUUCACCAUUUGGUGGAAGUCAGCCUGCAUUUGGAACUAAUACUACCCCAGCCUUUGGUUCAACAAACACCACGGCCUUUGGUUCAACAAAUACCUCAGCCUUUGGUGCCACCACCAACCCUGCUUUUGGUGGCCAAGCCACUCCAGCCUUUGGGGCCACAAGCGCUUCGCCUUUUGGUGGUACAAGUACUCCGGCCUUUGGUGCACCAAGUACUCCCACCUUUGGCUCAACACCAAGUCCUGCAUUUGGAAGCACAGGAUCUGCAUUUGGGACAACAAGUCCCAGCUUGUUUGGAACUGGGGGAGCAUUUGGGGCAACUCCAAGCACCCCGUCUUUUGGUCAAUCUAGCCCAGCUUUUGGUACUACAACAAGUGCUCCUGCUUUUGGCCAAUCAAGCACAGGUUUUGGCUUUUCAUCAAGUACUCCUGCAUUUGGCCAAUCAAGUUCAACCUUUGGUAGCACCCAAUUUGGUGCUUCAUCUCCUUUUGGAGGGCAGAGUUCUUCAUUUGGGGUUCAGUCAACAACACCAACACUUGGAAACAAUGCCUUUGGACAGUCAACUUUUGGGGCCCAACGGGGUGGAAGUAGAGCGACUCCUUACACAGGCACAUCUGAACCAGAUAGUAAUGGACUGGGGAAAUUGGAGUCAAUUUCAGCAAUGCCAGCCUAUAAAGAAAAAAGUCACGAGGAAUUGAGAUGGGAGGAUUACCAAUUAGGGGAUAAAGGUGGACCGUCUCCUGCUGCCGGGGGUGGCUUUGGCACGUCAACUGUACAGACAAAUCCUUUGAAUCCUAAUCCUGCAACACCAUUUGGUCAAACAUCUUCAAAUCCUUUCAAUAAUUCAACCUCAUCUAGUUUAUUUGCUCCAAAAACCUCAUCCUUCCCUUCUGCUGGUUUUGGUGUCACUUCAUCUUCACCAUUUAGUUCGUCUUCACCGUUUAGUUCGUCGUCACCAUUUAGUUCUUCUUCGCCGUUUAGUUCAUCAACUCAAGGCAAUUUGUUUACACCUGCAUCAUCAGCCCCAGCAUUUGGCCAAACAGCUCCAGCAUUUGGCUCUUCCCCAUCAUUUGGCCAAACAUCGUCUCCGUCACCUUUUAGUUCACCGUCAUCCUUCUCAUUCUCUACUGCGGCCACAUCAUCCACUCCCUCAUUCAAUUUCCCCACUCCUUCAAACCCGCAGACACAAUUUGGUCAAACAGGCACUGCCGCAUUUGGGCAGAAUUCAUCUCCCUUUAGUUCAAACUUGUUCAGUAAUACGUCCAGCUUGCAGAGCAGUUCAUUGGGGACUACAACUAACCAACUUGGUAAUACUCAACCAGCUCCUGCUUUUCCUAAUUUCCAGACAUCUCAGCCUUCUCAGAGUAGUCCUUUUGGCUUCAACAACACCAGCACUUUUGGUCAACAACAGCCAGGCAAUACAGGCUUUGGUGGUUUAGCAGGCAUUUCUGGUCAGAGCAACUUUGGACAAUUGUCUGUGGCUCAAGGCUAUGCAGGUGUACAACAACCAGUACCUGCUACAAAUCCAUUUGGAACACUCCCCGCGAUGCCUCAGAUGUCAAUUGGUCGUGGGGGAACUGCACCCUCGAUUCAAUAUGGAAUUUCAAGCAUGCCUGUUGUGGAUAAACCUGCUCCUGUUAGGGUGACAUCCAUCUUGACUCCUCGACACCUGUCACAACGCCGGAUCAGAUUACCUGCAAGAAAAUAUAAUCCUAAAAAUGAUAACCCAAAGGCUUUUUUUAGUGAUGAUGAAGAAACGCCCACAACACCCAAGGGUGAUGUUGUUUUCCAUCCCAGGGAAAACCCAAGAGCGCUUGUCAUUCGUCCACGAGAACAACAGUGGCCUCUAAGAGCGAGUGCUGAGAAAACAACAGCACUGAAGAAUACAACUACUCCAAUCCAUGAGAACGGAGAGAGUUCGGGAGCACCACUCUUUGUGGGAUCCAACUCUGAGGAUAAAGACGAAACUCUGCAAGAAAAUGGUGCUGUGAAGGAUCAUUUAAAUCAUGUCAAAGCUAAUCAGAAACCUAAUGGAGUACAUGAUGAUCGCGCCCUUGAGAAAGGGGACUCGUAUACAACACUAAGUGGGCACAGAGCUGGUGAGGCUGCUAUUGUAUAUGAGCAUGGUGCUGACAUUGAGGCACAAAUGCCGAAGCUCCGACGCUCUGAUUACUACACAGAGCCAAGAAUCCAAGAACUCGCGGCAAAGGAAAGGGCAGAGCCAGGGUUCUGCCGUCGUGUGAAGGACUUUGUGGUUGGGCGACAUGGUUAUGGUAGCAUAAAGUUCUUGGGGGAGACAGAUGUAAGGCGCCUUGAUCUUGAGGCUCUGGUGCAGUUCAACAAUAAGGAGGUAAUUGUGUACCGUGAUGAGAACAAGAAACCUCCUGUUGGGCAAGGCCUUAAUAAACCUGCUGUGGUUACACUUCUCAACAUUAAAUGCAUUGAGAAGAAGACUGGCACUCAGUAUACAGAAGGACCAAAAGUUGAGAAAUACAAGGAGAUGCUGAAGAAGAAGGCUGAGGAACAAGGUGCCAAGUUUGUCUCCUACGACCCUAAGAAGGAAGAGUGGACGUUCAUGGUCGACCACUUCAGUGAGUACAAUCUGAAAGACGAAGACGACUGGGAUGUGGAUGCUGCCCCAGAUUGCUGACAGGAUGUUGAGUCGGGUUUGCGGAAAUGUCGUUUGUUUCUGGCCAAGGGUUGAUGGUGAUUGAUUUUCGAUUUGUAUAGAAUUUAGGCUUGUGGUAUAGUUGCGCUCAAGCCUUGGUCAGCCUGUGUGGUUUAGUAUUUUUCAUUUAUUUUUUGUUCACCCUCAGACUGGUCGCCUGAGUGGGCAAAACUCCGGUAACUAGGUCAGCCUCAAAUUACUCGUUCAUGUGAAAAGUAAAUUCUAGAGUUUAUAAAUGUGGUUGAUUGGUUUUUUGUUGUUGUUGUUGUAAAUGUGUUUGAUUGUGGAAAUGUCAAUGGAAAUGUCUUUCUGUCGUUUGAA